Abrus precatorius (Indian licorice) is the source of this 621-nucleotide messenger RNA. Its product is annotated as protein PATRONUS 2-like. Lineage: Eukaryota; Viridiplantae; Streptophyta; Magnoliopsida; Fabales; Fabaceae. The transcript has 5 exons. Bases 76 to 621 code for a protein of 181 amino acids. The record is from RefSeq and is a predicted model, not a curated record. Gene Ontology annotation, biological process: regulation of mitotic cell cycle.
CAACGACCAAUCUUCUUCAUUCUCACAGAGUUCAAUAUCAAAGUCUUUGCUCUCUGAAACAAGCGAAAUAGAAUAAUGGCCAAGUUUGUUGCUCCUGGCCACCUGAUGAUCAAAGAAGAAAACUUGGAUCUUCACCCUAGAAAGACUGUCAAGUGGAAGAGUUCUAAGACAGAUGGAAAGAAAGGUGUUUUGGGAACUGCAGGUCGAAAAGCUCUAAAUGAUAUAACAAACAAAACAUCACUUGCUCCUGAAGCUUCAUCUAGGAAAAAGAAUUUACCCAAGGAAGAUGUUAAUGUAAAGGAGGAAAUGUUCUUGCAUGAUCACAAGAGGUGUGUUGAGGCCCAAAAAUCUGCAAUGAGAGAUUUCAAUCUUGAGACGGUUCUUCCAAAAGAUGAUUCCAUAUCUAUUCUAGAGCAGAUAAAGGUUCCUCAUUCCCCUCGAUGCUACCCCGAACCAGAAGAAUUGCCGAUGUCUGAUUUUUCUGAUUGGCUGGACUACUCAAUGCAAUGGAGCUCUCGUCCACCUUCUCCAUUACCAUGGGAAUCUCCAACAUACCCCCUUGCAUGGCAAAAUGAAGCAGUUGAAUUUGUUCUGAAGGAAGAAAUUGAUGCCCAAAUGUAA